Molecule: messenger RNA, 1878 nt
Organism: Nilaparvata lugens (brown planthopper)
Lineage: Eukaryota; Metazoa; Arthropoda; Insecta; Hemiptera; Delphacidae
Gene: TSG101
Product: tumor susceptibility gene 101 protein
Exons: 10
Coding region: 244-1488 (414 amino acids)
Biological process (GO): endosome to lysosome transport; protein modification process; protein transport
Cellular component (GO): ESCRT I complex
Molecular function (GO): ubiquitin binding
Source: RefSeq, a predicted model, not a curated record
GUUUCCAAUAUCGACUUGACGUCAUUCGGUUUUCGUUUUGUUCAGUCUGUUGUGUGAUUGCAAAUGAUUGUCUUGACGUUCCCUUGAAGAUAAUUUAUCAAAUUUAAAGAGUAACCACUCAAAUUGAAUAAAUGUAUGAAUGUAAUUUUUCAAAGCUUUACACUAAUUAUUAAAAGCAACUUAAAUCGCAACAAAUGAGCUGAACAUAUUGCAAUUUCAAUUUGAAGUAGCAAUUUCAUCACAAUGCUUGUUCAAGAAGAAGCAAAAAUCAAACAGCUUCUGACUAAAUAUCAAAAUCCUGAUGUCACAUUUCGAGAUAUAAUAGCUGCUUUAAAGGAAUACCAUGGACUAGCAUGCAAGCAGGAAACUUACGUGUUCAGUGAUGGUAGGAGGCUGGACCUCUUAAAUUUGUCUGGAACAAUACCAGUUUUAUUCAAGGGUGUAAUCUACAAUUUCCCGGUUUGUAUUUGGUUGAUGGACACUCAUCCGAAUAACGCCCCGGUCUGCUUCGUGAAGCCAACUCCUGAUAUGAGUAUAAAAAUGUCUUGCUACGUUGACCAAAAUGGGAAAAUAUACUUGCCUUAUCUACAUGACUGGUCCCCUGCUUCUUCCGAUCUACUAGGACUGAUACAAGUGAUGAUCUGUAUAUUUGGAGAGCAUCCUCCAGUUUAUUCCAAACCCAAAUAUGAAACUGCUGUGCCUUACCCCACUCAACCAUUCAUGCCGAUGCCAGGUACAAGUGGAGGUGGCACACCCUACCCGCCAUACCCGCCCCGACCCGGCUACCCGCCGCAAAUGGGCUACCCGCCGGCCAGCACAGCCUACCCGCCGGCCGGGGGCGGACCACCCUACCCGACCGGGGGCGGUGGCCAGGCCUACCAACCGCCCCCGACGCAGCAGCCGCAGCAGCACAGGUAUCCGCCCUACCCCACGCAGCCACAGCCGCAGACGGCGAAUGCAUCGGCAGCAGCGGGCACGGGAACGAUCACAGAAGAGCACAUCCGCGCGUCGCUGCUGUCCGCCGUUGAGGACAAACUGCGCAGGCGCCUCGACGAGCACUUCUCGCAGAUCAAGGCCGAGCUGGACAUCCUGCAGCAGACGGCCAAUGAGCUGGUCCAAGGCAAGGGCAAACUGGAGAAGCUCAUCGAGCGACAGGAGAAGGAGAAGAACGAAUUGGAAAGGAAUAUCACAGUUUUGAAAGAGAAAGAGAAAGAUUUGGAAAAGGCUAUAAGCCGAUUAUCAGACAAAGAAGACAUCGAUGUGGAUGAGGCAGUUACAACCACCGCCCCUCUCUAUAAACAAAUUUUGAACGCCUACGCUGAAGAGGCAGCUACUGAAGAUACCAUCUACUACAUGAGCGAAGCCCUGCGUCGCGGCGUCAUCGACUUGGAUGUAUUUUUGAAACAAGUUCGUUCUCUCUCGCGGAAACAGUUCAUGCUCAGGGCACUAAUGCAAAAAUGCAGACAAAAGGCUGGUUUAGCUGGGUAAAACCAACUGUGAAAUUAUGUCAAAACACACACUGUCAACAUUUAAAUCCAGACUUGUGCUUUCCAGAUCACGAUAAAACACAUUUACGAACAAAAUCUAUACAUAAUAUAUUAUAUAUUGGCUGUCAUUACGAACCAAGGUAGGAAAAGCAUCAAUAAUCAAUCACCUUGGAACAAACGGCAACUGUUUCUAGUUUAUUUACGUGUAAUCAAUUUUAGCAAGUUAUCAUUCCCCUCGUAUCCUGAUUGUUUUAAUCUAUAGAUAAUCUCUUUUAUUGUUAUAUAUCAUUGCAUUGUCCUAUAUAUUUAUUUUACAAAUGAAACAUUUGUAUAGAUAUUGUUAUCUACAAGAAAUUAACUUUCAUAAUAAAAGUAUGAGCCAUACAUUUUA